Kwoniella shivajii is the source of this 1416-nucleotide messenger RNA. RefSeq lists its product as uncharacterized. Gene Ontology annotation, molecular function: 3-dehydroquinate synthase activity. Bases 1 to 1416 code for a protein of 471 amino acids. The transcript is spliced from 9 exons. Lineage: Eukaryota; Fungi; Basidiomycota; Tremellomycetes; Tremellales; Cryptococcaceae. Gene Ontology annotation, biological process: antibiotic biosynthetic process. The record is from RefSeq and is a predicted model, not a curated record.
AUGUCAGACCUUACCGCCUCCGUCAAGAAAGAUUCUCAAGGCUCUAUUGCCGUUGAAGGAUAUGAAGCUCUCAACUACAACUUCCACUACACAUCACCAGUCUUUGACAUUCAACAUGCAAAGCUGGCAGAUAUCUACAAGAGGUGGCAGAGGGUUUUAAUUGUCAUUGACACCAUCGUGCACCCUAUCUACAAAGAGCAGAUUGAGAAGUACUUUGAUCAUUACAACAUCGCUGUCACCUGGAAGGUUAUCAAUGGAGGAGAGCUCCAUAAAACUAUGGAUACCAUGCUGGAUAUCGUCGACGCUAUGGACUCUUUUGGUAUUGUCAGGACUGAACCAACACUUGUUGUCGGUGGUGGAUUGGUCACAGAUGUCUCCGGAUAUGCAUGUGCAUCCUAUAGACGGACCAGUAAUUUCAUCCGAGUACCGACUACCUUGAUUGGAUUAAUCGACGCAAGUGUCAGUAUCAAAGUUGGACUCAACCACAAGAAGCUUAAGAACAGAUUGGGAGCCUACCACGCUCCACUUCACACGUUCUUGGACUUCUCGUUUUUGAAGACUCUUCCUGUUGGCCAAGUCCGAAACGGCUUUGCAGAACUAGUAAAAAUUGCAUCAGUAGGCGACAAAGCAGUUUGGGACUUGCUUGUCAAGCAUGGCAAGGAGCUAGUGGAGACCGGAUUUGGCUACCGAGACGGAAGUGACGCUGUGCGCGCACCUGGCACUGAGAUUUGUCAUCGAGGAAUCGAAACCAUGCUUGAACUUGAAACACCCAACCUGCACGAGCUUGGUCUUGACCGAGUCAUUGCUUUCGGCCACACAUGGUCCCCCACACUUGAAUUGACGCCACGUAUACCUUUGCGACAUGGACAUGCCAUUACCAUCGACAUGGCUUAUUCCAUAACACUUGCGUUAUCAAGAGGUCUCAUCAAUGAAGCUCAACGGGAUGAAUGGUUCACUCUCGUGUCUUCAGUCGGUCUAUCCAUGGAUCAUGAGUUAUUUGAUGAUGAACUGAUCGCCGUAGCCACGGACGCCAUCAAGAAAACGCGAGAUGGCAAACAACGAUUCGCUAUCCCCAACGGAGAAUUCGGCAAAUGCAUCUUCCUGAACGACGUUUCUAUUGAAGAACUUCAAUCUGUUCUCAAGAUUCACAAGGAGUUCGUGAAGUCAAGAUAUGGGUCCGGGGUAGGCAAAGAAGCCUACGUUGAUGCUGGCGACUUGGGUGUCGAGCCAGAAGCUUACGCUAAGAGUGACAAGAAAUCAGUUGCCGCAGGCGAUUCUUGUUGCACUGGUGAAAGUUUGAAGCGUAAAGGUAUCAAUGGCAACGACACCAAAGCUGCCGCCGUUGCUGCUGGCGCUGUACCGGUGGACGGAACUGGCACUGUGACCAAUGGAGUAACCGGCACCUCUCAGGAUUAG